UCCUGUCUUUUCCCGUAGCCCAGCCCCUAUCAGCUGACUACUGUCAGGCGGUAGUUGCGGAAGAUUGAUCUUGUCCGUUUUAGUAGGUUAUUUGUAUCUACUUUAGGUACGUCUCUUUUUUUCGAUCAAGCCCAACGGGAAAUAGGCUUCAGAAAAAAAUCGGUUCUCCCUGACAUCAUGGUAUCACUGCUGUGCUGUGGGCCUAAAUUGGCCGCCUGCGGGAUCGUCCUCAGCAUCUGGGGAAUUAUUAUGCUGGUGCUGAUGGGUAUCUUCUUCAACGUUCACUCAGCAGUGUUAAUAGAAGAUGUUCCUUUCACUGAAGAAGUCUUUGAAGAUUCAAAGCCACCUAGUAAGAUGUACAAGCUGUAUGAACAAGUCAGCUACAACUGUUUUAUUGCUGCUGCACUUUACGUCUUUGUUGGAGGAUUCUUUUGCCAAAUGCAGAUGCACAAACGUAGAGAAUACAUGGUUCGCUGAAAUUCCUGCAUAUACCGUUACAAGGAAAACUUUGCAUCAUAAUUUAAUCAUUUGAAAUUCUUUAUUUCUUGUAUGUUAUCAAGAAACUGCCAUCUGGAAGGCUCCAAUUUAACUAUUUUUUUCUCCUGCACUGUUUCUCAAAGUUCAGUUCUGUGUAAUAUUCUAAAGAUAAAUAUUUGUAAAGUGUAAAUAUAUUUCCUAUAAUGAAUUGAACUAUGUGAUGAUUUUUUUUUUUUUUUUACUGUUGUGAACUUUUUCUUAAGUUGCUUUGUAUUACUUUCAUGGUUAACUAACAAUAUCCAAUACAAAUAUUCACCAUUCUUCCCUAUUUUUCCUGUCUGUAGUUUUAUUCAAGUUGUUCUUAUUAAACCUUUACUGUUGCUUUUCAA
Protopterus annectens (West African lungfish) is the source of this 866-nucleotide messenger RNA. It is a transcript of the gene RNASEK, whose product is annotated as ribonuclease K. Gene Ontology annotation, molecular function: RNA endonuclease activity. The record is from RefSeq and is a predicted model, not a curated record. Lineage: Eukaryota; Metazoa; Chordata; Ceratodontiformes; Protopteridae.